Purpureocillium takamizusanense is the source of this 1221-nucleotide messenger RNA. RefSeq names its product Non-specific serine/threonine protein kinase. The record is from RefSeq and is a predicted model, not a curated record. Gene Ontology annotation, biological process: protein phosphorylation. The coding region runs from base 1 to 1143 and encodes 380 amino acids. Gene Ontology annotation, molecular function: ATP binding; protein kinase activity. The transcript is spliced from 3 exons. Lineage: Eukaryota; Fungi; Ascomycota; Sordariomycetes; Hypocreales; Ophiocordycipitaceae.
AUGGUGCCUAUUCAACUGCGUGACUUGCUCACGACGAAUCACAAAUACGUCGCUUCGAAGGUCCUGGUGUCGGAGCUCUCGGGACAGGCCAGGGAACUGCAAAUCCUGCGGCACCUCAAUGAAGCCGCGCCGGCGGAGAGCGCCCAACACAUCACCCAACUUCUAGACACCUUCGAGCUCGAUGGCCCAAAUGGAACGCAUGAAUGUCUCGUCUUCGAGCCAAUGGGCCCAAGUGUCAACUCCAUGGUGGAAGAACUACCCCAGUUCAACCCUCGCUAUCGCGACAUGAAGGUCCAGUAUCCGCCUCAGAUGGCAAGGAGCAUUCUCAAGCAAUCACUGCAGGGCCUGGCACUCCUUCAUGAGAAUGGGAUCGCUCAUGGGGACUUUCAGCCGGGAAACAUGCUCUUCACGUUCGAAAAUAUUGAUGCGACCCCGGAAGAAGAACUUCAACAAAUUGAAGAUGAGAGCAGCUACUCCACUUCUCCGCCUGUAAAGAGGCUGGAUGGUAAGCCAGACAAAUGGGCGCCCAGAUAUUUGAGUAUUGCGCAACCGCUGGCGGCGUUCACGCGCUACAGUGAGGGUUUCAAGAUCAAGCUGUCUGAUAUGGGUGGGGCGUAUUUCUUCACUGAUCCGCCUGCGAAGCCUGUGACGCCGAAGGGCCUCCGGGCUCCUGAGCUGGUUCUCACCGGAGCUUACAACAAAAGCCUUGAUAUCUGGAGCUUUGGCUGUCUCAUGUUCGAGCUUAUUACAGGGGAACAGCUCUUCUCUAUUUUCUGGACCGACUUUGAAGAUGAUCUCCAUCUGCUCCAGCUCACUGCUUCCCUCGGUCCCCUUCCUGACGAUCUUUACGAACAAUGGAAGACGUCGUCGCGAUACUUUACCCCUGAGAGGAAGCUUUUCAACUGCGAGCUUGGAGGGGUUGCAGAGGGCGAGGAACCGUGGAUGAUGGAGGAGGAGCAGCCGUCAAUGGAGGAGGCUUUCGACAAGGCGGCACCAGAACUCGACGAGGAAGAAGCCAGCGUUGUCAAGAAGCUGAUUCGACGAAUUUUGCAGUAUGAUGUGUCGAAAAGACCCUCACCUGCAGAACUUCUGUCCGAUCCCUGGUUUGCUGGGAUUGACAUUAAUGGGGGGUCCAAAGAGUAACUGCAUCGCUAAGCUGUUCUGUUUUAGCCGUCUUUUUCACUUUUGGCUCGUCAGAUUGCAUCCUUAUCCAUAGAUCAG